Messenger RNA from Rodentolepis nana, 360 nucleotides. The record is from the annotation of a GenBank genome assembly. NCBI's taxonomy places the organism in Eukaryota, Metazoa, Platyhelminthes, Cestoda, Cyclophyllidea, Hymenolepididae.
AUGUUCUUUAAUUCAUCCAGAAAAAGCGCCCAUGGUAUCCCCAAAGGCCCAAUUAUCCGUCCAUUCCAGAACCCUAUAGAUGAAAAGAAAGGCGUUCUAGACCUCCCACUCGAGCCAGAUCUCUUGGGAGACAAGUUUAUGCAGCCGGCCUUUCUUGGAGAUUUUGGAGCUUUAGAAGGAACUGCAAAUGAUGCUCAGAAACCCAAAGAGCAACAGCCACAACAGCAGAUGCAGGCUGGAAAGGGAAUCAGUCUUCCAAAAUUCAGUAUAGAGGAGAUUCGAGGCUCAGCAGAUAUGGACUCAAAAGAUCCAGAUUUGGCGUUGAAAAGAUGGAAGAUUAAAGAGGCGAGUGAACUAUAA